AUGGGAGCGAACUCAGCGUCCACUAAGGGUACAUUUGGUCCCGAAACCAUCAAGGGCACCGGUAUUGCCCUGAUCGUACUCACUUCGCUCGUUGUGUUUGCACGCUUCGCUGGCUCGAUCCGUCGAAUCAAGGAUAUCAAGCCGGAAGACUGUCUCCUCCUCGUUGCUUACCUCUUCUUUUUGGCACUCAGCAUCCUCUACAUCUAUAUUGCACCUGCUAUCUUCCGACUAGCGUCUCUUGAAGCUGGGUCAAUACCAUAUUAUUCAACGGUGGAGGAAGAUUCUGUGCGACUACAGAUUGUUUUCUUCGUCAACACUUCCUCGCUAUGGAUCUGUCUGUGGAUGGUCAAGUUCUCACUUUUGUCGAUGUAUAAGCGACUCUUGGUUGGAAAACCUUAUAUUGCAGUGUGGUGGAUUAUCACAAUUUCCUGCACUCUGUUCCUCAUUGGCUGUAUUCUCUCAUCCUGGUUUUCAUGUUCGAGCUUCCAUGCAUGGUUCACCGCGGGGGCCUGCAAUACACCGCGCGAUCAUCGCGCCGCCGCGAUCAGCCUCUAUUAUGCAUAUGCAGUAGACAUCAUAACAGACCUUGCAAUAAUGGCUCUGCCCAUACGCCUGAUCUGGCACUUGAGAAUGCAGUUGAAACAGAAGAUGAGCAUUGGCGGCCUUUUUUGUUUCGGCUGGAUCUGCAUCCUCAUUGCAACUAUUCGCGUUGUACAAUUGGGGAAUUCUUCAAAUGAAUCUUCAAGAGGCACUCCAGCCACAUCAUGGCUUGCUAUGUGGGGAAUCAUCGAGGCCUCAAUCGCGGUUAUUAUUGGCUGCUGCCCUGGCCUGUACCGUGUCGUAAAGUCUGUCAUCUCUCCCUCCAAAGCCUCAUACGAUUACAACUCAUACAAUGCACGCGGGCGUGGUCUGAGUGGCAUGCCAUCUCAUAGAUCAGGUGCCCUAAAUAUUGCAUUGUCAAAUAUUUCGGGCAAAGACGGGGUAUUUCAAUCAGCCAGUGCCUACCGGUCCACGAGUCCUUCGAGUAGUCAGGAGCAGUUGGCACACGCCCAUGGUCGAGGGGUCAUCCUCAUAAAUCAUGGGAUUGAGGUGACCAUUGGGGAGCGCACGCAUGAUUUUGACCGCGAUGAAUACGGUAAAUCGGAUCAUUCUUUAUGA
Molecule: messenger RNA, 1158 nt
Organism: Penicillium cataractarum
Lineage: Eukaryota; Fungi; Ascomycota; Eurotiomycetes; Eurotiales; Aspergillaceae
Exons: 4
Coding region: 1-1158 (385 amino acids)
Source: RefSeq, a predicted model, not a curated record